Molecule: messenger RNA, 3373 nt
Organism: Trichomycterus rosablanca
Lineage: Eukaryota; Metazoa; Chordata; Actinopteri; Siluriformes; Trichomycteridae
Gene: csnk1g2b
Product: casein kinase 1, gamma 2b
Exons: 11
Coding region: 562-1806 (414 amino acids)
Biological process (GO): endocytosis; peptidyl-serine phosphorylation; positive regulation of canonical Wnt signaling pathway
Cellular component (GO): nucleus; cytoplasm; plasma membrane
Molecular function (GO): protein serine/threonine kinase activity; ATP binding
Source: RefSeq, a predicted model, not a curated record
CUAGCUUAAAGAGACAACGGCUAACCCGCGGCUAGCUUCUUCUGAGAGGAAUUUAAACUAAACUCAACUUUACAGCCUGAAACACACAAACAUGUGUUCAACCGAUAUACAAAUCCAACCCGACAGAUUCCGAUUGGACGAGACGUACUUGGGCGUCUGAGCGUUCCCGCGUUUUGGUUCCUCCGCCGCCCGACACCCAGAGAUGACCGACCCUCGCUCCGCCCGUACCUGCUGACUCGGACGUAACCAUGAGCUGAUGUUCUGCGCUGACCGUUGGGAUCCAGCGUCCGUGUGUGUGUGUGUGUGUGUGUGUGUGUGCCUGGUGUGUGUGUGUGUGUGUGUGUGUGUGUGUGCGCGUGCUUCACUGAGGGCGUCCCGACACCAGGAACCCUGACGGAUUGUGGAUGUUGUGGAUGUUUUAAACGCCAGGCUUUUCCCGGAGCAUAAAUAACCGCGCCCCCCCGCGCCCCCCUGCACCCCCCCCCCGGGCCUGGUUUCCACGCCUCUCUGCUCCUGCAUGGCCGGCGAGUAACCGUGGAGAGGCCGGGGUAUCACAAGCUUAUGGAUUUUGAUAAGAGAGGCGGGAGGGCAGACGCCGAGGAGAGCAGGAGGAUGUCGAAGGCGGGCGGGGGCAGGAGCGGGCACGGCGGCCGCGGCACGGGCGCCAACUCCGGCGUCCUCAUGGUGGGACCCAACUUCCGCGUGGGGAAGAAGAUCGGCUGCGGCAACUUCGGCGAGCUGCGGCUGGGCAAGAACCUCUACACCAACGAGUACGUGGCCAUCAAACUGGAACCGAUCAAGUCCAGAGCUCCACAGCUGCACCUGGAGUACAGAUUUUAUAAACAGUUGGGAAGUUCAGAGGGGAUUCCUCAGGUGUUUUACUUCGGCCCCUGUGGGAAGUACAACGCCAUGGUCCUGGAGCUUCUGGGCCCCAGUCUGGAGGAUCUGUUCGACCUCUGCGACCGCACCUUCUCUCUCAAAACCGUCCUGAUGAUCGCCAUUCAGCUGAUCACACGUAUGGAGUACGUCCACACGAGGAGUCUGAUCUAUCGGGACGUGAAGCCCGAGAACUUCCUGGUGGGGCGGCCGGGCAGUAAGAGGCAGCACACCAUCCACAUCAUCGACUUCGGCCUCGCCAAAGAGUACAUCGACCCCGAGACCAAAAAACACAUCCCCUACCGGGAACACAAGAGCCUGACGGGUACCGCCCGCUACAUGAGCAUCAACACACACCUGGGGAAAGAGCAAAGCAGGAGAGACGACCUGGAAGCACUCGGUCACAUGUUCAUGUACUUCCUGCGAGGUAGUCUGCCGUGGCAGGGCCUUAAGGCGGACACGCUAAAGGAGCGCUAUCAGAAAAUCGGGGACACCAAGCGGGCGACGCCCAUCGAAGUGCUGUGUGAAAGUUUCCCCGAGGAGUUAGCGACGUACCUGCGCUACGUGCGGCGGCUGGACUUCUUUGAGAAGCCUGAUUACGAUUACCUGAGGAAGCUCUUCACCGAUCUGUUCGACAGGAACGGCUUCGUGUUCGAUUACGAGUACGACUGGGUCGGGAAACCACUACCCACACCCAUCGGCCCCAUACCCAGUGAUACACCGCAGCCUAGCAACCGGGAUAAAGCACCGCAACAGACCAAAGCUCAGAUCAUGAGCUCGACCAACGGGGAGCUGAACACGGACGACCCCACGGCGGGACACUCCAACGCCCCCAUCACGGCCGCCGCCGAGGUGGAGGUGGCAGACGACACAAAGUGCUGCUGUUUCUUUAAGAGGAGGAAGAGGAAAAGCCUCCAGAGACACAAGUGAUCAUCACACCGGGACGAGAACUUAGAACAUUCUGAUCACUGGCCUGUUUUAAACCGAGGCAAAUACACGGCUCACUCCUUCAUCUACACGGCACUUCUCAUCACUUCUCAUCACUUCUGCUCUGUUCUGUUUACUUCUCCUUACUUCCCUCCACUUCUUAUCUGUUCUCUUCUCUUCUGCUCUUUUAUGUUCUGUUCACUUCUGCUCACUUCUCGCCACUUUUCUUCACUUUAUUUUUCUUCUGUCACUUCUCUUCUGUUUACGUUUCCUCUUCUCCUCACUUCUCUCGUCCUCUAUCCACUUCUCUUCUCUCUACUUCUGUUCUUUCUCCUCUGGUCCCUUCACUUCAGAUUUUCUCUUUCCACUUCUCUUCUGUUCUCUCAAAAUUCUCUACUUCUCACCACUCUCUUCUUCUCUCCACUUCUUUUUUCCUUACUUCUCUUGUUCUCUUCACUUCAUUUUUCUUCUGUCACUUCUCUUCUGUUUACGUCUCCUCCUCUCUUUACUUCCCUCCAUUUCACUUCUGUUUUCUUCUAUCUUCUUUUCUGUUCAAAUUUCUUCUCUCCAGUUCUCGUUUGUUCUCUCCACUUCUCAUGUCUCUCUCCUUCUAUCCACUUCACCUCUAAUCUGUUCUUUUCUCUUCUCAUUUCUUCACCUCUCUUCUCCUAAUUUCUCUCCACUUCACUUUUCUUUAUUCUCGUCUCUUCUCUUUUCUUCUUUUCGCUACUACACUUCUUUUUACUUCUCUUGUGUUCUCAUCUCUCCACCUCUCUUCUCUUUCUCUUCUCCUCUCCGUAAUCUCUUGACCCCCGGCGCCGGCGCUCCUCUUCUGUCGGCGUGAUACAGGAACGCUGUCUGACGUCCUGAGCUGAACCCCGUGGUGAGAACUCGUCCCCCGGUGAGAGGACGCGGGAGAACCGUGUGUAUAAGAACCGAUGAUGAAGAUGAUGAAGAUGAUGAUGAUGAUGAUGAUGAGGACUCGGCGCUGAUUCUUUUUCAUGUUUAUUCUUUUUGUUGUUGAUUUGAAUCGGAGAGAAGAACCUGCGGAGCUUCACGUCUGGAGCAGAGAGAUGUAACCUCUGUGUGUGUUAUUGAUGAUGAUGAUGAUGAUGAUGAUGAUGGUGGGACAGUGGGACGUUUCUGAGCUGAUAUUUGGAGGUUUUUUAUGUCGUGAUCUGGAUUUUUUUUAACUCUUUAAUCUUUUUGUUUGUGGGUUUGUUUGCUGCUUUAUUGUUAUUAUAAUUAUUUGUGUUGAUGUUGGACUCAGUGACCGGACUCUGGUACUCUGGUACUCUGGUGGGUAACGGAGAGAUGAACUGAUUCCAAACUCUCCGAAUUUUGUUGCACUUUCCUGAGGGCGGAGACACGAGGACGACGUGAUGAGUUAAAACCGAAAGCCGCCCCGUGACCCCCGAUGCAAAAGCUGAAUCUGUACAAACCCCCGAAUUCCAGAGGAGCGCUCACCCGGUUCUCCCGGAUCUCCCGGUCCUCUCCGUUUAUGUUUCACAUUAGAAUUAUUUACCAGAGAAUCAUAGUUUGUGCCUUUCCAAGUAAAACGUUUAAAGCA